AUGUGCAACGGCAUUGUUCUCGGCCUGAGGUUCAGCCAUACCGUUCUAGACAGAACGGGAGCUGGCACGCUCCUCAAGGUGUUUGCCCUAUGCUGCCGGGGACUACCUGCAGCCGAGUUGCCAACAAAUGCCGAGAAAGAAAAUGCGUCGAGGGACAUGAUUCUCCAUGCGACGCUUCCGGACAAUAGACGAAGAGACCACGAUGAGGAAUAUACCAUCGACCCGCUGGCAUUUGAGAUGCUCGUUGAUGUCAGGACACGCGACUCGGCUCUUAAGGAAACAUGCAGCGCUAUUCUGCACGAGCGGGGUAUCGACCCCAUGUGGGUCUCGAGCAAUGAUGUCUUCACUGCGUUCCUCGCAGUGUCUAUCAGCCAGGCCCAGAUUAGUAUGAACCGCCCGCCUAAAGAAUCAGACAUCGUGAUGGCGGUCAAUCUCCGCAACAAGCUUCAGCCCUCUGUCCCUGGAGGCUACCUCGAGAACAUGGUUACCGUCAUGCGCACCGGGUUCAAUCCCCGACUCUGCCAUUGCAACCAAGUCGAUGACGAGCGAAAAUCGCGCAUUGCACAGCUUGCAUUAAAAGUUCGAGCGCGGCUGACAUCCUGUGACGAUGAUCAUGUCCGUAGCCUGAUUUUGUACGUCAAGGACCAGAAUGACUGGAGCACAGUAAAUAUGAAGUUCUCAGGUAUGAUGAGUAUCGCGAGCUGGCGACAUUUGAAAGCGUGCGGCCUUGAUUUUGGAUCAGGGUUCGGUUCAGUUAGAUUCGAUGUGCCGACCGUUGGGGCACCAGAUGGACUGUGUAUCUUUAUGCCACGGCAGGCAAAAGCUGAAUCCGACAGCCUUCACGAUGUCCCGUGGGAUAGAUAUCUCUCAUUGGAUUCGGCAGUCAUGGAUGCUCUCAUCCAGGACCCUUUCUUUCGUUCGGCGUUGGCGGAGAUCUAG
Messenger RNA from Aspergillus pseudoviridinutans, 939 nucleotides. RefSeq lists its product as uncharacterized. The coding region runs from base 1 to 939 and encodes 312 amino acids. The transcript has 2 exons. Gene Ontology annotation, molecular function: acyltransferase activity, transferring groups other than amino-acyl groups. NCBI's taxonomy places the organism in Eukaryota, Fungi, Ascomycota, Eurotiomycetes, Eurotiales, Aspergillaceae. The record is from RefSeq and is a predicted model, not a curated record.